CGCUCCUGUCCCCUUCCGGCAGCCCGGCCAGCGGGCGGCGCUGCGGGGAGGCACUGUGUGGCCAUGGCGGAGCGGAGGAGCGGCGCGGCGGAGGCCUUAGCCCGCCUGUCCGAGUGGGCAGACGCGCACCUCGGCCUGCUGAGGAGCCUGAGCACUGGGAUGGCGGUGGCUGGGGUGCUGGUGCUGGCCCGGAGCGUGCGUAUGACAACAAAGUUUUCAAGGGCUUUGGAUAUACCUGUGGAGUUUGUAGAAAAGAAUGUGAAAUUGAGGGGGAAAUUACAUCACAUAACGGAGAAAGGCCUGGAAGUCGAACACAUUCCCAUUAGCAUUCCUUUUAUUACGGCAAUACAGAGAAAAUGGCAAUCGAAAGGUCUUCUACUGGUAAGACUUGCUGGAGUGGAGUUGUCACCAAGUGGCAUUGCCUGGUUACAGCAAGAGUUAACACCCCAGCAGAUGAUAUGGUUCCAACUUCUGGGAAGGGAGGACUUGGCACUAGAGUGCCUAGUUUUAGUAAAUAAGGGUCGAUUUCUCAGCAUGUGUCUAAAUGAGGAGAUCUUGAGACAGGGGCUUGGCAGAACGGCGCAUAUUAAAGGACUGAAUCAUGAUUCCCGCCUGUACUGGAAACUUCACAAAAGACUCCUUCGAGCAGAGUUAAAGGCCUUGAAGAAAAAUAAAGGAAUAUGGCAAGAAGAAAGUUACUCUGAAAGAAUUAGAGAUCGUAUCAGUAACAAUAAAUUUGUACAAACAUUGAAACAAUUUGUGAGCUGGUUAAGACGCUCUGUUUAAAUAAAAAGGGGACUUGUUUGGAGGAACACCA
Messenger RNA from Neopsephotus bourkii (Bourke's parrot), 817 nucleotides. It is a transcript of the gene MISO1, whose product is annotated as chromosome unknown C3orf33 homolog. NCBI's taxonomy places the organism in Eukaryota, Metazoa, Chordata, Aves, Psittaciformes, Psittacidae. The record is from RefSeq and is a predicted model, not a curated record. Bases 64 to 786 code for a protein of 240 amino acids. The transcript has 5 exons.